Molecule: messenger RNA, 2126 nt
Organism: Papilio polytes (common Mormon)
Lineage: Eukaryota; Metazoa; Arthropoda; Insecta; Lepidoptera; Papilionidae
Exons: 2
Coding region: 225-2018 (597 amino acids)
Source: RefSeq, a predicted model, not a curated record
AGCUUAUUGUCAAACCAAGUAUAUGUCGAGAAUUUCAAAUUAUUUUUAUAUAAACUUUUAGAGGGUAGUUUUUAUAUAAUAAGUGUUUUUAGCUUGUGUUAGUUAAAAGUUUACCUACAUGAUACAAAAAAUAUGAUUACUGAUACUAGUUUAAUAAACAGUGAAAAGUGAUAUUAACAUAAGUAGUGUUACUGAUAUUUAAAAUGUUAAAAAACUAAUAAAAAAUGGCGUUUUCUUUACGUAAAAUGCUAACAAACAUUAGUUACUUCAAAAAAAUUGAAAACGAAAGUGUAAACACAGAAAAACAAAACACCUACGAUGAAAUGGACCUUAACGAUUACCAGACCACGGAACCUGAUUCAACAAUCCGUCAAUGCUCUAGUCUGAAUAUUCCUGAUUCCGUAAAAAUAUUCAACGCUAAAAAAACCUCACUAUCAGACACAGAUCUUACCCUAAAUGUUAAUAAUCCUAUCAGGCACAAACACAAAAGAUGUAAAAAAUUAAAACUAGACAUCAAUAAAGCAAGUCAAUCGUUAAGUGAAAAAUUAAACCAAGAAGAAAGCUGCGAUUCGAACGUUGAAAACACACCUAAACAUAUCCUCCUUGAGUGUGCUACAUCCGAAUUCACUAAUAAACUAAAAGGUUUCGAUUUUAACAAGGAAUUUGAUAUUUACGAUGGCACAUCUGACGACCAAUGGUCAAAUCCUUUCGAAGAAGAGAAUAUCGAUAUUGAAUCAUUCUCCGAUCAUUCAGACAGUGAUAUAUCUAUCGGUAAUCAAAAGAAAUCCAUCAAAAUGUGUCGUAAAGUACAAUCGAUGGAGAGCGGAUCAUCCAGCGAUGAGAUCCAACAUCCACCGACCUCUCCUGAGUCAUUUGGUGAUAUCGAAACAGAUAAAAAUGAAAUAGAAAGAAUAAAACUGCUAUACAAUUAUCAAAAUAAACUAGAAAAGGUUGAAAAUCUAUUAAAAGACAUGCUAAAUGAAUUCCAAUUUCAUAUACAGGUUUCUAAAAUCUUUAAUCGAACUUUACCUGACACUGAUCCUGGUAACCCCGAGAUAAGAAAACCCAGUCCGACUGACUCGUGGAGUGUUAUUAUGGAAGAAGACGGCAACACUAAAGUAUCAGUAAAAAAACAAUUAGAAUCAAUCAAAUAUUCAAUAGAACAAUUCAUAAACAUAUAUCUAAAAGAUUACGAGAAAGAUACGAGAAUUAAAAAAUGUAGAAAAUAUACACCACGUAAUAAGGGUAAACAGAGAUGUGUUAAUAAGAAAAAGAUGAAAUAUUACGAUUUCCCCGAUUUAAGAGAAGCUAUGAUUAAUUUAUUCUCGCCGGAGUUAAAUGAAACAAAUUCAAGUGAUUCCGAUGACUCUCUAUCUUCUAAAUGUAGCUGUUCCUGUCACGAAACAUCUUCGCACACAGAUUCAGGUUUAAUUAGUAAAAAUAAUGAUAGAUCAAACCAAUCAAUUACAUCGUCUCUCGGUAACUUCAGUUUAGAGACAUCUACUUUAACGACAUACUCAGAGUCAUUAGAUCAAAUAAUAAGUUACAAUAGCUUCGAAGAUAGUGUAUACAAUACAUUUAUACAAAAAACAGCAGUCGAACGCAUCACAUUCUACAUCCAAGUACAUAAUAUACAAUUAAAAUGUGAUCUUAACGAUGAUAAUGAAACGAAAACAUUAAUUUUUUUUUGUCAAUCUUGCAAAUCAACUGAAUAUAAUGAAAAUGAUUUAUUAAAACAUAUAUUGGGUCAAAAUCAUUGUGAAAAAAUACACUUUCAGUAUAAAACUGCUUAUAUUAAAAAAUGCAUGGCCGAAGGUAAGGAAAUACAACCGAGUACAGUUUUAAACCCAAUGAAAAUGUAUCGAGAUGAUAAUAAAAUUGUAUGCUUCGGGAAUGCUGUCUACGCUUGCUCUUUAUGUUUUGAAAAUGAUAUUAUUGGUGAAUCUGUGUUAAUGACACAUUGUGCGGAGAAAUAUCACAUUGAAAAACGAGAGAAACUCAAUGAGAUUAUAGAUUAAACGCAUGCAUGCAUGCACAUGCUAAUGCAUAUCAAAAAAUACUAAAAAAGGUUUAUUUUGCAUACAUUUUUUUCAAACUAUAAGAUUUUUUGACAAUUUUUUUAAAGC